This is a messenger RNA of Sphaerodactylus townsendi, 3134 nucleotides long. RefSeq names its product WD repeat domain 77 (gene WDR77). Gene Ontology annotation, molecular function: protein binding. Gene Ontology annotation, cellular component: methylosome. The coding region runs from base 16 to 1224 and encodes 402 amino acids. The transcript is spliced from 10 exons. The record is from RefSeq and is a predicted model, not a curated record. NCBI's taxonomy places the organism in Eukaryota, Metazoa, Chordata, Lepidosauria, Squamata, Sphaerodactylidae. Gene Ontology annotation, biological process: oocyte axis specification.
AGCUUCCUGUCCUCUAUGGUUGGAGUGGAGGAGGAGGAGGAGGAGGAGGAGGAGGCGGCGGCGAUGAGUGAACGGUUACACAUUCUCGCGAGGAUAGGGGUACCGAGAUUUGUUGGAAGGUGUUGUGGGAGCACGUGGGUGUGCUCCGAUUUUGAUCUGGCUCCGUUAGAGUUGUGCUCCGCCGCCAUGGACUCCGCGAAGCCGCAUACCGGACAGACGGUGGAUGGCGAGGCCGGGUCCGAGUGGAGCAUCCCGCCCAACGCACCCGCCUGCAUGGAGCGGCACCUGGACGGGGCCCACUACCGGGCAGAUGGUGUCUUGCUCCUUGGAGCAUCCAGCUUAAGUGGACGGUGCUGGGUUGGUUCCAUUUGGGUAUUCAAGGAUCCGACAAAAGCUCCGAAUGAAGGCUUUUGCGCCGCAGGGGUUCAAACUGAAGCAGGAAUAGCAGAUCUGAAAUGGGUGGAUGAUAAAGGCAUCUUGGUUGCUUCUGACUCAGGUGCUCUGGAGCUUUGGGAGCUGGAUGAGAAUGAGACCCUGAUAGUGAACAAAUUUUGUAAGUACGAGCACGACGACAUUGUGACCACAGUGAGUGUCCUCGCCAACAACACACAGGCUGUCAGCGGUAGCAAAGACUUCAGUGUGAAGAUCUGGGACAUCCCUCAAGAAACAGUGUUGAAUUCCUACAGAGCUCAUUCCGGUCAAGUAACAUGUGUCGCAUCCUGUCCUGGAAAGGAUAUGGUGUUCUUGUCCUGCGCUGAGGAUGGCAGGAUUUUACUCUGGGAUACCAGGUCUCCAAAACCAGCAACUCGCAUUGUCCAUACUGCCUCUAAUAAUCUUUCUACCUCACUGGUGUGGCAUCCACAUCAAAAUGACACUUUUGUUUUGGGUGACGAAAAUGGAACUGUUGUCCUUGUAGACACAAAGAAGCCUGACUCUGCGCUCAGCACAGCUGUGCACUCUCGAAGUGUUACAGGAUUUGCUUUCUCUGCACAUAGUUCACCCCUUCUGGCUUCCAUCAGUGAAGACUGCUCCGUAGUUGUUCUUGACUCCAACUUUUCAGAAGUCUUCAGAAACCGUUCCCAUCGAGACUUUGUGAAAGGGCUGUCAUGGUUGCCGUCAGACAAAGGCUGCCUAACAACGGUUGGAUGGGACCAUCAAGUUCUACAUCAUAUAGUCCCAACACAGAAUAACCAUCCUUCUGCAAAUAAUGACAUCACUGCAUAGUUUUAUAUAUAUCUAUAUAUAUUUGAAUCCUUCUCUCUGAAAUAGCAUUUGUUUUGUGUUGUCAUGUCUGGGGGGUUUGAAUGUAGCCAUUGCAGCUUAGAAAAAAAGUCCUGUAACAGUUUUGUGUUAGAUGAGGACUAGCCUUACACCAGCUUCUUGUUGACCAGUCUGGAUCUCCUUGUAAGAAGCUUCUUGGCAGAGCUCAAUCUCCCUUUGGCAUCUGCUCUUGGAAAGACAAGCAUUUGUUGUCUGUUUAACUUCACUGUAUUUCUUAGAACAUCCAAGAAAUGAAAGCUUUUGAACUUUCCUGCCAACUUUGGAUAGGGAUUUGAGUUAAAUUAAAGAGAUGAGAAAGUAAUCCAGCCACAGGAACAUUCAAAGGAACUUCGCAAGACUUGGCUGAUGACGGCAUCCACCUUGGUCUAUCUGUGUUAAGGGCAUUACUUUAAAGUGUGCUGUCUUAAGUAUGCAGUGCUUUGUGAUUCACAACAUUUCUUGGCAGGGGUGGAAUGUCCACAUCAGUCCUAAAAAUAUGAGCCAUGUAAGUGUGCUCCAGACAGACUUCAUAGCACUCAUUGGCCAUGAUUGUAAUGCUAGAGAUUUUAAUCUGCUCAAGAGAAACAAUUGCCCUAGGGAGGAAAAAUUCUCCAUCAGAUUGUGUAAUUAAAAAACAAAACAACAACCCUUGAAUACUCCUGUACUAAAAUACUAGAUGUCAGUGGCCUGUGUGCAUAAAAUGGCUGAAUUAUCUCCUUGUCCAAAAAGUUCCUGUGACUUGGGUUCCUUUUAUAGGUCCCCAUGCUGCAUGGCAAAAUGCUUAGGAAGCAAUGGCAGAGGGACAUGCUAUUCAAAUAAUUUGGGCAGGAGAGAAGCAAAAACCUCUGCUAGGUUGAACCCAAACCUUUGUCUGGGUCUCUGGAUCCCAGCCCAUUGCUCUGGUGAGUCCAUGCUUUGUUCAGGAUGCUGUACUGUCUGGGGUGAGAGGGGAGAAGGAUCCAUUUGGCCUACUGUACAGUUACAAGGACUGAAACUUCCUUUUCAUUUGUUUCUUUUGCUUUGGUUGUGUAAUAUGAAGGAAAGGAUGUCCUCAUCAUUUCUAAGGCACUGAGCAACCGAGUCUUGCUUUGCUGAUGUCUUAACAGUCUUCAUGGAAUCCUUGAACUUUGGUUACUACUGAAGGUGUCUGCCUUCACCUGCUACUACACUAUGGAGGCAUUUGGAGAAGAUACUAUUUUAUUUUUUUAAUGUUACAUCCUUGAAAGUGAGAGCAAAGCACUCCUCUGAAUCUGGUUGCUUUAUUUAGACUACAGACCAUUUCUAAAUCAUGUGAAAUUUUAUUUUGGGUGUGGGAGGAGUGUUAGACUGCCCUGUGGAUCUCAGAAACCCUCAUGCAGGACUGUGUGUGCCAACCCAACUGGACGAUGUGUAAACCCUUUGUGAGGCAGAUAGUUGAUAGUCACUUCUCCUGCUCUAUGUGGUUAUUAACAUUUCAAAAUAAAAGGAGAUCUGGCAGCAUAUAUGUUUUUGUAGGUCUCCUGUGGAACUGCUUUAUGAAAUCCCAACUGUUUUUGGUGCCCUUCAGCCCAUUUCUGGGCAGGUAGGCUAACUUGUUAAUGUACGUGUUUUGUUUUGUUAAUUGUAUUCAUUCCACAGUUCCAUGGUGGAGAUUUAGAAUGGGUGUGCAGAUGUCAGAUGUUGUGUCAUGGAUACUUGUAGAACAGCUUAUGGGGGGAUGUGUGUUUUUCUUCUGUGGUGAUGUUCUGGAGCAAAGGGGGACUUAACAUUAUGCUAAUUUGAUGCUGGUAACAAGCACUAAUCCAAGACGUGUGUGUCACAUGACAGGAAUAGAGAUGACCACGGGGAAACGGGAAGAUUUUUUUUAAAUAAACCCCUUUUCAUUUUUAACCAGG